UUAUUUUCUUCUAUUUCCGAACGCAUGUACAUAACAGGUGCGUCAAACAAUUGCGAACGCUAAAAUUGUUACAAAGUACACUCUGGAAUAAUUUACGAACGCAGCGCUGACCAUGAUCUAUCCACUGCUCCACCAGCUGUUCUGUCACUGUCUUCGUGCUGUCAACAGUGUCAACCAAUCACCAUCUAAAAAGUGUUUACUCAUUUUGGAUGUGUUGAAAAGAGUCCCAGUUUUUUGUUUGAAAAAUGUCUAUGAUAGAAAGACCAUAUUACUCUGACUACUCUUCAGCCCCGAUCCAACAUCAGUUCAGCCCUUAUGCCGAUAAUGGAGGGAGCGUCGUAGCGAUUGCCGGUGAUGACUUUGCAGUAAUCGCAGCGGAUACCCGUCUCAGCGCCGGCUUCUCCAUCUAUACCAGGGAGCAAAACAAAUUGUUUCCUUUAUCUGAUGGCACCAUCCUAGGAUGUGCAGGUUGUUGGUGUGAUACACUCACCUUAACCAGAAUCCUGAAGUCAAGAAUGCAGAUGUAUCAACAUGAGCACAACAAGACCAUGUCUACUACUGCUUGUGCUCAGAUGCUUUCAACUUUAUUGUAUUACAAAAGGUUCUUCCCAUAUUACAUCUCCAAUGUAAUGGUCGGAUUUGAUACUGAGGGGAAAGGAUGUGUGUACAGCUAUGAUCCUAUAGGCCACUGUGAGAAAACAAACUACAAAGCAGGUGGUUCUGCUGGUGCUCUCCUUCAGCCUUUAUUGGAUAACCAAAUUGCUCACACCAAUUUAGAUAAAGUUCCAAAAGAGCCAUUAACUUUGGAAAAAGCUUUAGCUUUGUUGAAAGAUGUAUUCAUUUCUGCUGCUGAAAGAGAUAUCUAUACAGGAGAUAAAGUAUUGAUCAAUAUUAUUACUAAAGAUGGUAUUAAAGAGGAAGCAUUUGAUCUUAGGAAGGAUUAGAAUAGCAAUUUGUACUGUUUAUCAAUAAAUGGAUUGAAUAUUUAAAAGAUUUUCACUUUUCACUUGUCUGAGGUGCUGAUCGACAUGGAGAGCAGUGUUGUCAGGUCAAGAAAUAAAAUUCACCAGAAAUUGGAAUGAAAAAUCACCAGGAAUUUUAAAAGCUAAUUUUUUAGGCUGUAUUACUAGUUGUAAAUGAAAAAAAUGCAUUCAUAAUGUUUGUAUACAGCUUAAUAACUAAAUUGUUUAAUAAAACAAUUCAUAAAUUUCCUGCUACUGUGACAAAGGCAGUAAAGCAUUGUUUUAUAAGCACCUACCUAUGAUACAAUUUGAAUACAUGUUUCCUUUUUUUAUGAUUUUGAAUUUCUUUUUAACACCCAGAUCAGAA
Molecule: messenger RNA, 1329 nt
Organism: Acanthoscelides obtectus
Lineage: Eukaryota; Metazoa; Arthropoda; Insecta; Coleoptera; Chrysomelidae
Source: the annotation of a GenBank genome assembly